AUGGAUGCCUUCUCAUCAGCACUCAACAAAAACACAUCAACACACUCACAACAGCGUUCCCAACAAAUUUUCCAAUCACCACUCGCAAACUCGCCAACCUCCUCAGCAACAUCAAAACUAGUAAUACAAGAACGCGAUCGACAAGUGAAAUCGGACGUAACCCGUCUCCUGAAAGAUAUGUUAGAACGGACGGGAACAAUGCACUUCAUCUACGUGACCGCCUCCUACAACAACACAAUCAUCACAUUGACUGAUAGUAAACACAAUCCGUUAGUUAGGCAAUCGGGUGGCACGGUCGGGUUCAAGAAAUCACAUCGUGGUGGAUACGAGGCGGCACAUCAGACUGCUGUGGCGAUUGCGACUAAAGCUAAAGAGAAAAACAUAAAGAUUACGGAUGUGGAGAUUGUUUUGAAGGGGUUUGGACCCGGACGGGAUGCCGCGUUUAAGGCGUUGACUGUUCCAGAAAAUGGGUGGACUAUUAAACGCGUUACGGAUGCUACUCCGAUUCCGUUUAAUGGGUGUCGUCCUAGAAAAACCAGAAGAAUCUAA
This is a messenger RNA of Ambispora gerdemannii, 549 nucleotides long. The record is from the annotation of a GenBank genome assembly. Lineage: Eukaryota; Fungi; Glomeromycota; Glomeromycetes; Archaeosporales; Ambisporaceae.